AUGGAGCUGGCCUGGCGUUUAGUCCUUAUUGUACUUUUAAGUUUUUCUUGCUGGGGUUUAGACUGGGACUCUGAUAAAAAUUUCAUCUCAGCUGCUGGUCCUCUAACCAACAACUUGUUACACAACCUGAGGGAUCCCCUGGGAAACCAGGAUUCAGCCUUUGUAGCAAAAGAUGAAGAAAUUUAUGUUUGUCGCCAGCCACUGCCUGCAUUCCUGCCAGAGUACUUUAGGAGUGUCCGUGCCAGUAUGAUCACCCAUUACAAAGUAUUUCUGCCAUGGGCACAACUUCUCCCAGAAGGAAUCUCGGAGAACCCAGACAAGGAUACAGUGCUGUGCUAUCGGCAACUGCUUGAGGCUCUCAAGAAUGCUAAGCUUCAGCCCCUGGUGGUUCUACACCACCAGACCCUCCCUGCCAGCACUCUCCAGAGAACUGAGGCCUUUGCCGACCUGUUUGCUGCCUAUGCCUCCUUCGCCUUCCACUCCUUUGGGGACUUAGUUGAGAUCUGGUUCACUUUUAGUGACUUGGAGAAAGUGAUCACGAAGCUUCCCCACCAGGAAUCAAGAUCUUCACGUCUGCAGAUCCUCACUGAUGCCCACAGAAAAGCCUAUGAGAUUUACCAUGAAAAAUAUGCUUCUCAAGGUGGAAAACUCUCUAUGGUCCUGCAAGCUGAGACAGUCUCCAAGCCCCUGCUAGAACCAUCUACAUCUGCGCUUGUCAAGGAUGCAGUUGACUUCAUCUCUCUUGAUUUAUCUUAUGAAUGCCACAAUGAGGCAGAUUUACCACUGAAGUUGAGUGAACUGCAGACCAUUGAACCAAAAGUGAAAGUUUUCAUCUUCAGUCUGAAACUCCAGAACUGCGCCUCCACCAGGAACAACAUAGCCCAGCUGCUCUUCAGCCUUCUCAGAGCCAUAAAUGAAGACCAAGUGCUCAUCAUUGGGUUUGAUAUUAGUACUUUCCUGAGCUGUUCAUCAAGUUCCAAGAAAAGCUGGUCUUGUUCUCUGAGUGACGGCCUGACCCUCCAGACUGCCCUGCAGCUGGGUCUGGACACAGCAGUAGACGCCUGGCCGCCCCGCUCAGCCUAUCAGAGAGUCUGGGAAGCGUUUGCCAACCAGUCCAAGGCAGAAAGGGAUGCUUUCCUGCAGGACGUUUUUCCUGAAGGCUUCCUCUGGGGUGUCUCCACGGGAGCUUUUAAAGUGGAAGGAGGCUGGGCCGAGGAUGGAAGAGGGCCAAGCAUCUGGGACAGAGUCGGGCCCCAGAACACUGCCAAGGGCCCAGCAACAGCAGAGGUGGCCAGCGACAGCUACCACAAGAUAGACACUGACGUCGCCCUGCUCCGUGGGCUCCAGGCCCAGGUCUACAAGUUCUCCAUCUCCUGGUCCCGCAUCUUCCCCACUGGGCGGGGGCACGACCCCCACCCCCGGGGCGUUGCCUACUACAACAAGCUGAUUGACAGCCUGCUGCACUGGCAGAUCGAGCCCAUGGCCACGCUCUUCCACUGGGACCUGCCUCAGGCCCUGCAGGAUCGCGGCGGGUGGCAGAGUGAGGACGUGGUGGAUGCCUUCCUGGACUACGCAGCCUUCUGCUUCUCCACGUUUGGGGACCGUGUGAAGCUGUGGGUGACCUUCCAUGAGCCGUGGGUGAUGAGCUACGCGGGCUACGGCACCGGCCAGCACGCACCAGGCAUCUCCGACCCAGGGGUGGCUUCUUUUAAGGUGGCUCACGCGGUCCUCAAGGCGCAUGCCAGGGCUUGGCACCACUACAACAGCCACCACCGCCCACAGCAGCAGGGCCGUGUGGGCAUCGUGCUGAACUCGGAUUGGGCAGAACCCCUGUCCCCAGAGAGGCCCGAGGACCUGAGAGCCGCCGAACGCUUCCUGCACUUCAUGCUGGGCUGGUUUGCACACCCCAUCUUCGUGGAUGGAGACUACCCGGCUGCCCUGAGGGCCCAGAUCCAACAGAUGAACGAGCAGUGCCCCAGUCCUGUGGCCCAGCUCCCUGAGUUCACUGAGGCAGAGAAACAGCUCUUGAAAGGCUCUGCUGAUUUUCUGGGUCUGUCCCAUUACACUUCUCGCCUCAUCAGCAAGGCCCAAGGAGAUACCUGCAUCCCCAGCUAUGAUACCAUCGGCGGCUUCGCCCAGCAUGUGGACCCCACGUGGCCCCAGACCGCAUCCUCUUGGAUUCGCGUCGUGCCCUGGGGCAUAAGGAGGCUGUUGAAUUUUGUAUCCUUGGAAUACACAAAAGGCAAAGUUCCAAUCUACCUAGCCGGGAACGGCAUGCCCAUAGCGGAGAGUGAAGACCUAAUCAAUGAUUCCCAGAGAGUUGACUACUUCAACCAGUAUAUCAAUGAGGUGCUCAAGGCUGUCAAAGAAGACUCGGUGGUUGUUCAGUCUUACAUCGCUCGUUCCUUCAUUGAUGGCUUUGAAGGCCCUUCUGGGUACAGCCAGAGGUUUGGGCUGUACCAUGUCAACUUCGAUGACAGCAGCAGGCCAAGGACUGCCAGGAAAUCUGCCUAUUUUUUCACCAGCGUGAUCGAAAAAAACGGUUUCCUCAACAAGGUAGUAAAAAGACUAUCAUCACCCAGUAUAGCAAAUGUCCCCCAGAAAAUCAGAGCCUUCACUUUUCCAUCUGAGGUGCCCUCUAAGGCAAAAGUAGUCUGGGAGAAGUUCUCCAACCAACCCAAGUUUGAGAGAGAUCUGUUCUACCACGGCACAUUCAGGGAUGACUUUCUGUGGGGCGUAUCUUCAUCAGCCUAUCAGAUUGAAGGAGCUUGGGACGCUGACGGCAAAGGCCCCAGCAUCUGGGACAAUUUUACCCACACACCAGGAAGCAACGUGAAAGACAACGCCACUGGAGAUGUGGCCUGUGACAGCUAUAACCACCUGGAUGCUGAUCUGAACAUACUCCAAGCUUUGAAGGUGAAGGCUUAUAGCUUCUCCAUCUCCUGGUCUCGGAUUUUCCCAACUGGGAGAAACACUUCUGUCAACACACAUGGUGUUGAUUAUUACAACAAGCUGAUCAAUGGCUUGGUGGAAAACAACAUCUCUCCCAUGGUGACCCUGUUCCACUGGGACCUGCCCCAGGCUCUGCAGGAUAUUGGAGGCUGGGAGAAUCCUUCCCUGAUUGACUUGUUCAACAGCUAUGCAGACUUCUGCUUCCAGACCUUUGGUGACAGAGUCAAGUUCUGGAUGACUUUUAAUGAGCCCACGUACCAGGCCUGGUUGGGGUAUGGCUCAGGGGAAUUUCCCCCAAAUGUGAAUGACCCAGGCUGGGGACCUUACAGGAUUGGCCACGCAAUCAUCAAAGCUCAUGCCAGAGUCUAUCACACAUAUGAUGAGAAGUACAGGCAAGAGCAGAAGGGGGUCAUCUCCUUGAGCCUCAGUUCCCACUGGGCAGAGCCCCAGUCGCUGGUCCCCAGGGAUGUGGAGGCAGCUGACCGAAUGCUGCAAUUCUCCUUGGGUUGGUUUGCCCACCCCAUCUUCCGAAACGGAGACUACCCAGAUGCCAUGAAGUGGAAGGUGGGGAACAGGAGUGAACUACAACACCUGGCCACCUCCCGCCUGCCCAGCUUCACGGAGGAGGAGAAGCAGUACAUCGCAGCUACCGCCGAUGUGUUCUGCCUCAACACUUACUCCUCCAGGAUCGUGCAACACACGACACCCAGGUUAAACCCACCCUCCUACACGAGUGACCAGGAGCUGCUGGAGAGGGAGGACACUUCCUGGCCCGCCACAGCCAUGAACAGGGCUGCCGCCUGGGGGAUGCGGAGACUGCUCAACUGGGUCAAGGAAGAGUAUGGGGACAUCCCCAUUUAUAUCACUGAGAACGGAGCGGGGCUGACGGACCCCAAACUGGAAGAUACCGACAGGAUAUUUUACCACAAAACCUAUAUCAACGAAGCUCUGAAAGCCUACAGACUUGACGGCGUCAACCUUCGCGGAUACGCUGCCUGGUCCCUGAUGGACAGCUUUGAGUGGCUGGAAGGCUACACGGUCAAGUUUGGACUGUACCAGGUUGAUUUCGACGACGUGAGCAGGUCUCGCACGGCAAGAGCCUCAGCCGGUUACUACACAGAGGUCAUCGCCAACAAUGGCAUGCCGCUGUCCGAGGACGAUGAGUUCCUAUACGGACAGUUCCCCAAGGACUUCAUCUGGAGUGCAGCGACCGCCUCGUAUCAGAUCGAAGGUGCAUGGAGAGCAGAUGGCAAAGGACUCAGUAUUUGGGACACGUUUUCUCACACACCCCUGAGGGUUGAGAACAAUGACACGGGAGACGUGGCCUGUGACAGUUACCACAAGAUUGCCGAGGACCUGGUCGCCCUGCAGACCCUGGGCGUGACCCACUAUCGCUUUUCCAUCUCUUGGACUCGCAUCCUCCCUGACGGGACCAACAAGUACAUCAAUGAAGCGGGCCUGAACUAUUACGUGCGGCUCAUCGACACGCUGCUGGCCGCCAACAUCCAACCCCAGGUGACCAUUUACCACUGGGACCUGCCCCAGGCACUCCAGGAUGUUGGGGGCUGGGAGAAUGAGACGAUUGUACAGCGGUUUAAGGAGUAUGCAGACGUGCUGUUCCAGAGGCUGGGGGACAAGGUGAAGUUUUGGAUCACACUCAACGAGCCCUACGUCGUUGCUAACCAGGGCUACGGCUACGGGACGGCAGCUCCAGGAAUCUCCUUUAGGCCUGGCACUGCCCCCUACAUUGUUGGCCACAACCUAAUAAAGGCUCAUGCUGAGGUCUGGCAUCUGUACAAUGAUGUAUACCGUGCCCGUCAAGGUGGCAUCAUUUCCAUCACCAUCAGCAGCGACUGGGCUGAGCCUAGAGACCCCUCUAACCAGGAGGAUGUGGAGGCAGCCAAGAGAUACGUUCAGUUCAUGGGAGGCUGGUUCGCACAUCCGAUAUUCAAGAAUGGGGAUUACCCUGAGGUGAUGAAGACGCGGAUCCGUGACAGGAGCUUAGCGGAAGGCCUCAACAAGUCUCGGCUCCCUGAGUUCACGGAGAGUGAGAGGAGGAGGAUCAACGGCACCUACGACUUUUUUGGGUUCAAUCACUACACCACUGUCCUGGCCUACAACCUCAACUAUACCUCUUCGAUCUCUUCCUUCGAUGCAGACAGGGGAGUGGCCUCCAUCACAGACCGCUCCUGGCCAGACUCCGGCUCCUUCUGGCUGAAGAUGACCCCUUUUGGCUUCAGGAGGAUCCUGAACUGGUUGAAGGAGGAGUACAACAACCCCCCAAUCUAUGUCACAGAGAAUGGAGUGUCCCAUCGGGGAGAAGCAUACCUCAACGACACUGCAAGGAUCUACUACCUCCGCAGUUACAUCAAUGAGGCACUCAAAGCAGCUAUGCAAGAUAAGGUGGACCUUCGAGGAUACACGGUUUGGACUCUGAUGGACAACUUCGAGUGGGCCACCGGCUUCUCAGAUAAGUUUGGUUUGCAUUUUGUGAACUAUACUGACCCUGCUCUGCCAAGGAUCCCCAGAGAGUCAGCCAAGGUCUACGCCUCCAUAAUCCGGUGCAGUGGCUUCCCCGACCCUGCUGCAGGGCCACACCCUUGUCUUCAGCAAGAAGAUGCUGAGCCCACCGCCAGCCCCGUGAGACAGAACAUUCAGUUCCUGGGCCUCAGGCUGGGUACGAUGGAGGCCCAGACAGCGCUUAAUGUACUCUUUGCUCUCAUGCUUUUUGGAUUCUGUGGUGUUGCACUUCUGUCCUACAAGUACUAUAAGAGCUCCAAGCAAAAGCCCUCCAAGCAAAAGCACACACAACCAGGCAAAGAGCAACUGAGCCACAGUUCUUCACUCUGA
Molecule: messenger RNA, 5802 nt
Organism: Rangifer tarandus platyrhynchus (Svalbard reindeer)
Lineage: Eukaryota; Metazoa; Chordata; Mammalia; Artiodactyla; Cervidae
Source: the annotation of a GenBank genome assembly